AUUUAAAUUUUAUAGAUCACCCUGUGACAAAAAAAAUUCUAACUGAGCUUACGAUAUUAUAAUGGAAAUGUCAGCUCGUAAAUUCCAUUUUAUACUAGACACAAACCACCUCCUAAUGGAAAAUUUCAUCAAUACAAAAUUAUUGUACACAAAUAUUGACAAUAUUACUGUCAAUAGUUUUUCUUCCAAAAAUAAAAUAGAUGACCACACAAAAAAAAAUUAAAUAAAAGAACUCAACUUAAAAAAAAUACAUUAAAACGAUGCCUGAAUCCGAUGAAAGAGAAAAACUUCGACGAUUCAUUGCAGUUUAUCGCAAUCUACCAAUUUUAUGGAGACCACAAAAAUGUCCAAAUUCUUCCAAAAAAGAUCGUUCAGAUGCUUAUGAAAAACUUUUGGAAGCUUACAAACAAGUCCAUAAAGAUGCCGAUUUAUUGGAUUUGAAGAAAAAAAUCAACUCAAUGAGAAGUAAUUUUCGCAAAGAAAUGAAAAAAAUUGAUGAAUUCGCCGCAAUUGGUAUUAAACAUCAACCAUCUUCUUGGAUGUAUACAGAAUUGAUUUUUCUUAAAUCAGCAUUUACUCGGGUUUAUUCAACUAUUUUGGUUUCCGAUGAGGAAGAUUCGGGUAAUGAAAUGAGCCAAAGUGGAGAGAGUAAUGAUGUUAAGACUGCUCUCCAGACUCUUAUUAAAAGACGGAGAUGUUCGGAAUCAAAUAAUGUUGAUAUUCCAACUAUAUAUACUCAAUGCUCAGCUCCAACACCACCAGGAUCUUCAACAUCAAACCAAAAUGAUGUUCCAUUAAAAUUCACAGAGACUUCAUUUAUGAGACCUUUAUCCUCUGAAUCAGAUCAACAUCUUGAUCCAUCACCUUCCUAUACACAGUUGCAUUCUCCUAAAAUACAGCCAAUACUUUCUAGUAAUGGUCCACCGCGUAUUGUAGCUGGACCAUCAGUUGCUUCCACCCACAGUUGCAAUGAUGAAUUAGCAAAAAUAUGGACGACGAAACUGAACCAAUUGAAACCGUUACAAAGACUCUUUGCCGAAAAGGCUAUAAAUGAUGUACUUUUCGAGGCACAAUUGGGUACUCUUCAUAGACAUUCUGUUCAAAUCAAUGUGGAUGGAGGUGGUAAUGGUGAUAGAACAAACACAUUUUCCAGUGCAAACGAUGGAUUUCGAAAUAUUGAGCAGAGUCAAUCUCCUCUGGAGUAUAAAUUUCACCAACAAACAGACGGAUUCGAUGAAGAUGAUCGUUAAUUAAUUCAAAUGUUUAGAAAUAAAUAAAAACAACCAAAUGUAUACCAAACAACCAAUAAGUUGAAAUUUUCAGUUCAAUCAAAAUCUACUUGAGUGCUCAAUAGGGUCGUCGAUUGUCGAGAAACAGCCCCAGAUUGUUGACGAAGGGCUUCAGACGUACAUAUUAUAAUACUGCAAAGAAGAAGUUUUGUGCGAUGUUAAGGAGACUUGGUCCUCUGUAGUUUGGCGCAUU
Episyrphus balteatus (marmalade hoverfly) is the source of this 1482-nucleotide messenger RNA. RefSeq lists its product as uncharacterized. The record is from RefSeq and is a predicted model, not a curated record. The transcript has 2 exons. Lineage: Eukaryota; Metazoa; Arthropoda; Insecta; Diptera; Syrphidae. The coding region runs from base 261 to 1250 and encodes 329 amino acids.